CUUAUCCAUUUUGGAAUUUUUUCAUUUCCAUAUGCGUCUUUGCAAUUUUGAACCAAAAAACUUGCCUAAUAGGCUCCGGAACUCCAAAAUAUUUUAUUUGAUUCCCUAUUGCCCUUUUUUGUUCUUUUCUUUCCUUCCUCAAUGAUCAAGAAAGAUGGAAUGCUCAUCUUUGUACAGCAACACUUCUGUAAUUGGAACUUCAGCUAUCUUUCCAAGAACCCCUGAGAAUAUUAACCGCCACACUUUUCCAUCAACUUGUUCUUUUCCUAAAAGCCCCUCUGCUACCCUUUCUUCUUCUACUACAGUGAAGUGUUAUGGCUUGAAUUAUGGGGAUGAAGAACCCCUUUCUACUUCUUUGGCAUAUGAUGUUCUUGGUGUUGCUCCUAAUUGUUCUGCAGAUGAGCUGAAAUCUGCUUUCAGGAAUAAGGUUAAGAAGUGUCAUCCUGAUGUAAGGAGAGAUGGGAAUAGUUCAGAUAAAAUGAUUCGUCGAGUCAUUCAAGCCUAUGAGAUGUUGUCCAACUUGACGAAGUCAGAGAUAAUUGAAAGGGAAUGCUUAGACCCAUUUGAUCAGCCAGAAUGUGAAGCAUUUGAUCUCUUUGUUAAUGAGACUAUUUGUAUUGGAAAAGGUUGCCCAUUUUCAUGUGUUAAGAACGCACCUCAUGCAUUCACUUUUUCCUCAUUAACAGGAACUGCGCGAGCAACUUCUCAAGGACAUGGUGACGAUUAUCAAGUGCAGCUUGCAGCUGGUCAAUGCCCGAGGAGUUGCAUACAUUAUGUUACACCUUCUCAAAGAAUGGUUCUUCAAGAGCUACUUGGCAGCAUCAUGAACGCACCUUAUGAUACAUCAGCAGAAGCAGAUUUGCUUUAUUCUCUGAUUGUAAAAGCCCGUUUUGAGAACAAUCGCUACGGGAAGCCCAAGAAGCAACCUAAGGCCUCAGGCAAACAUGUAGACUGGUUCUAACUCUUGAAACUCCUCCUAGGGAAACACCUUGCGUUCCCGACUUUGCAUGUGAGGCUUGAUGAAGACUUGCAUCACUAUGUGUUUCCUCGUGGAUUGAUUGAUUGUCAAUUGUUUCUUCAUCUGGGCAUGAAGUGUUUGGUGAGUCUCCGCCUGCUGAAAAGUAGGCCUUGGAAGUUAAACGUAGACUACUACUCCUUCAAAGGCUGAAGUUAUCACAUGGAUGAUAGGGAAAUGUUAUUUGAGUCACAGACUGUCAACCUUAUGCUAUGUUACCGAAAUCCUUAAAAAUGGUCUCUGCAGUAUAUGAGAUACUGUGGAUAUGCACCACACGUGUUGGGAAAAGCAGCUGAAUAUUGGGUGAUAUGAGAUUGAUGUAAAUAUGGAAAAGUAUGGAUUGAAUAAUAAUUAUUUUUAUCAAUUUAUUUUAAUUGUUGAA
Messenger RNA from Capsicum annuum, 1397 nucleotides. RefSeq names its product chaperone protein dnaJ C76, chloroplastic. Bases 155 to 961 code for a protein of 268 amino acids. The record is from RefSeq and is a predicted model, not a curated record. The transcript is spliced from 7 exons. Lineage: Eukaryota; Viridiplantae; Streptophyta; Magnoliopsida; Solanales; Solanaceae.